AUGAACCCACGUUACAAUGAGGCUUCUCAGGCACACCAAAUUCCAAAGUCCUCCGGAAGGCUAGUGCUUCUUACCUCCGACAAACGCAAUCAUGCCUACUUAGCUCACACCAACGGCGAUGCCACACCAAAGCUCGAAAAGGGCAGCCGGAACAACAAAACUGAGGAGUUAAUCUAUGGGCCAUUUUGGAGUGAUGAUGUUGAUGCAAAUGAAGCAGAGUUCAGUGGUCAAGACGGUUUAGUAUGGUAUUUCACUGAAAUGAUGCUUCUCAUAUAA
Messenger RNA from Echinococcus granulosus, 276 nucleotides. RefSeq lists its product as hypothetical. NCBI's taxonomy places the organism in Eukaryota, Metazoa, Platyhelminthes, Cestoda, Cyclophyllidea, Taeniidae. The coding region runs from base 1 to 276 and encodes 91 amino acids. The record is from RefSeq and is a predicted model, not a curated record. The transcript is spliced from 3 exons.